AUGGUACUCACAUUUUUAUUGUUCAUUAUUCUGCUACAAGGUAUCUUCCCUUCAACGCCAAAGGAAAUUUCAUUUGAUCAUAUUCUGAGGACGAAUCAAUAUUUGUUGAUAUACCAGUAUAGAUGCCAGACGACUUUCGAAACAAAUGUACGAAAAGGCAGCUGUCCAAGAGGAUUCGCAAGCACAUUGAGAGAGUGGCGAAAAACUACCGCUUUUUGCGAUCAUCCUGUACGAGUUCAUCUCAUUCGUGAUCCAGAACGAAGGAGACCACCUCGAGCUCUUUAUAUAGGCCGAAGCAAGACAGACCAUACUGUUGCGUUUAUAGAAGAUAUAGAGUUACCACAACCAUCUCAUCUAAAUACCACUUCAUUGAUGUAUUCACGUGUUAUCGAUUUCCCCAACAGGAUACACAAACAUCUGGAUCAGCUAAAAACGGAAUUUACGGUAUACGACCAGUCAUACCAGCUCCUGUAUCUCGUCAAUCGUGAUUCACUUGGAACUCAGCAUUGCACGAUCUACCGUCUUUCGAACCUUUUUCCGGGCAAUAACGAUCGCUCGUUUUUCAUGGCUACCUAUGUCUACGAAUUCAUCCCUCAUGCUCUAAACAAAGCACGUUCCGGCUGGACAGAAGAUCCAUAUAGUGAAGAGGUAUUCUACGUGACAACGAAUGGAGAAAUAACUUCAAUACAUGUGCUUUCUUCAAAUCGCCUGAUGUCGGCUCUUCAAGACGGUGCAUCUGGAAGACGGGUAUUUUCAUAUGAUGCCGCUCAACGCAAUUUCAUCAGCAUGUCAGGAGGUGUCCUUUUCAGCCAGUAUCAUAAGGACGACCAUACUACCAUUUAUAUUAGGCCCUUCGAAAACUUCAAUCAACAGUCGCUUGGAUUAUCAUGCGGUUUCUUCGGCUACGGUCAGAAUAGUGGAUAUGGUUCCCCAUCUGUCAUCAUUGUGCGAGAUUGGGACUACUGUCGAAUUCGAGAUGGAUCGAAUGCAAAUGAAGAGUCAUGUCAACUUGAAAGAGACAACUGGAUGAUCCAAGAAGGUUUGCUAGCUGAGCCGAAAAGCUGGUGGUUCACAACUCUGAUCGUAAGCCUUGUCAUUCUUGUUACAUUGCUUUUUCUGUUAGUAAUAUACAUUUGCUGGCUGAGACGCAGUCUCGACGAUACCUAUGACGGAGAUCAAACCACCAAUCUUCAAUAUUACCCCGGCCAGUAUCCAGAUAUGGACAUUUCUGUCGACAGAUGGAAUUACUAG
Necator americanus (New World hookworm) is the source of this 1251-nucleotide messenger RNA. RefSeq lists its product as uncharacterized. The transcript is spliced from 12 exons. Bases 1 to 1251 code for a protein of 416 amino acids. NCBI's taxonomy places the organism in Eukaryota, Metazoa, Nematoda, Chromadorea, Rhabditida, Ancylostomatidae. The record is from RefSeq and is a predicted model, not a curated record.